Molecule: messenger RNA, 18307 nt
Organism: Topomyia yanbarensis
Lineage: Eukaryota; Metazoa; Arthropoda; Insecta; Diptera; Culicidae
Product: Kv channel-interacting protein 4-like
Exons: 8
Coding region: 506-1432 (308 amino acids)
Molecular function (GO): calcium ion binding
Source: RefSeq, a predicted model, not a curated record
CGGUGGGCGGUCAGUGGUGCGUUUGGUCGGAAAAAAUCUCCGCAAAUAUCAUCCUCAGUUGUUAUGGUUGAUACCAUUAGUUUGUGAAUUUGAAAAUGUACGCUAACCUCAGGAUACCGAAGGCAUAAUGGCAGUGUUCAAUAGAUUAUUUAUAGAGUGUUGAGAUUUUAGAGCAAAGAGUAUUUCUCUAUGCAAUGUGUAAUGAAGAUAACGAUAUAUUUUAGACAUUCGAGUGUUUCCGACAGUUAAGGUGCAACUGUGUCCUAAAUUAUUGAAUUCGAUCCGCGCUGGCGUUGAACUUCUACAUAGCAGAUGUUACAUACUUGAGGGAAAAUCAUGUGCUUGUGGAAUAAUUGUGCAAUUCGGUGAGCGACCGAGAUCAAGAUAGACAUGUAAAGGUGAAUGAAAAUCCGAACGAACAAAUAUUUGAAAUAACUCCGACGUUUGAUUCGUGCUUAAUUUAAGUUCGUUGUUAGGGUUGCGUGGGUGUCGAAAUUGUCUAUCAAUGCUAGCCGUUCCUGAUGCACGGUCAGAUUUGGCCGGAUGCAGUCGAGAGCCAAUGCCGGUAAUAAUUAAGCACCAGGUGCGUCGAAAUCCAUACGGAUUUACUGCCAUCGAAGUGGAAUCUGGGCCGGUGUCGAAUACUAACGGUACUAAUAAUGGCGGUCGAGGUGGGUGCCGACAGCGGAGAGCCGGUGCCCCUGGUAAUUCACGUCAAAAUCCGUCCCAAAGUGAAAAUAGCUCCUGCCUCAGAGAUUGUCUGCUGUGUAAAUGCUGUAACAAAAGUGGAACGGAAGAAACCACGCAAGCAUCCGAUGGAGAGGAGAGCGAGGAGUUUGAAAACUGUGAGCUCGAGGAAAUCGUUACCCUACCAAAGUACCGCCCGGAAUCGAUUGCGGCUCUGUGCGAGGCGACGCGGUUUACCGAGGCGGAAAUAAAACGAAUCUACCGCGGCUUCAAGGCGGAAUGCCCGGCCGGCAUCAUCCGGGAGGAGACGUUCAAAUUCAUCUACUCGCAAUUCUUUCCCCAGGGAGCGAAUACAAGUCUAUACGCUCAUUAUGUGUUCAACACUUUAGAUAAGGAUCACACUGGAAUUCUUAGUUUUGAGAAUUUCGUACAGGGUCUAUCGAUACUAUCUCGCGGAUCGCUGGAGGAAAAACUCAGUUGGACGUUUUCGCUGUACGACAUAAACCACGACGGGAAAAUAACUCGAGAGGAAAUGACUGACAUCGUGAUUGCUAUCUAUGAGCUGAUGGGGGCUCGUGAAGACGGCGGCACGGAUGACGCACAGAUCAAAAGUAAAGUAGAAAAAGUAUUCCUGAAAAUGGAUACAAAUCGCGAUGGUGUGAUAACCAUAGAGGAAUUUCUCGACUGUUGUCGGAAAGAUAAGCUUAUCUCAGACUCAAUGGGUGUGUUCGACUCAACUAUAUGACCUUUGGAAAAAUUACAUUCACUUCCUGCGUUUGUUAUGGGCCAUGGGGAGACCACCGACAGUCUAAACGGCAUCAGUCAGCAUACUGAUAUGUAUAAAUCGGAUUCAUCGAACGGACCAAGGACAGAGGAAAUCCAAAAGACUGCCACCAUACCAAAAUCACAAACGUCAGCCAGUAAUGCUACGAGCAAAUCCACCCGUGCAAGCAGUCGCAAGCAAUCAAUCCUGAUGAAUGGCAGAGCGAAGCAGAAGCCGAGCAGUAUUCGCUAUCAUCAUCAUCAUCACCAGCAGCUCAAACACUACCACAUUCCCUUCGAUACGUAUCAACAGCAAUCGACACGUCCCAUGUAUUGUCCCCGAAGAUCAUACCCGUCCGGGUGUGCCGACUUCCCACCACAGAUGACCGGUGGGAUCGCCACCAUCACCCCACUUGCCACGGGUCAAUGCCGACCGGUGGAGCUCCGGAGCCACCCACAACCGGAGAUUCCUACUUUGGUUAAGGUAAAAUCCUGGUAUACCGUUUCCAAGCAAGGCUUGACGUACUAAAAAAAACUGUCCGGGAGCUUGGACUUUGCAACAGUAGCUUUAAACUGAAUGUAGCCUUUGGAUUCGAAUCCGAAGUGUUAUAGUAAAGAGUGUUGUUUAUAUUGUUAGGCGAAAAACUGUUCCCAACUUAGUUCCCUAUGUAGUACUCCAGUAGUGUUACGGAUUUAUGCUAGUCAGAUGUACCGAUCUCAUGAAUGGUUUUCUUGUGAGCACCAAGUUGUUUAUCAGGUAAUAGAUUUUCCUUUGUUAGCAAUAACAGUUACGAAGGCAGUUGUCGAUGCGUCGAUAGAGUUCAUAUGAAAUAUGGGUUCACCUAUUCCUUUGGUUGUAUAAUUAUUAUUUUUUUACUUUUUAUCCUUAUAAAAGUGUGCUCCUCAAAACAGCUUAUUGUUAAAAUCAGUUUGAUUUCAUUUAAUUCAUUUAAUAACUAUAGUAUUUUACAUUUUAGUGCAUUAACACGCGGUUUUCAAUAAAACGUAGAUUUUUACUCCAGCAAAACAAUGGAAUCAAUAUUCUUUAUGGAUCUUUUAACUUACAGUUACAGUGGUAAAAAAAUCGUUCGAUAAUGCCCUAACCUGAUUUUGAAAAUAGCAAAAUCAAGAAAUCCAAGCUGUUACUUUCAUUAAAAUUCCUACCGGAAUCACUUGCACAAGCCAUUUGAAAAUAUCGUGAUUUUCACAGAAUUUACCUAAACUUUUAUUAUUUCAAUAGGUUUAUUUGACAGCGGUAACACAACUGAGUCUUUUAUGAUUUUACAAAAAGUGAGACUAAAAGACAUAAAAUGAUUGUCUGCCGAAUCUUGUUGACGCAGUUUGCUGCUGCAUGUUCAGAUCAUCUUCUUUGGUGGUGAAGCAUUAGUUGCAUUAUCCGCCGCAUCUUGGGGGUUAUGUUGUCUACCUUCUAUCGCGAUAUCGUUCACGUACAUGUCGUCAUCGGUACUGCUUUCUUGCUGCUCAUGUUCAGAUGUUCAUAUUUGUUUCUUGUCGCUGCGGUAAAUUCGAUUUCAUUGGCAGUUGCUUCUUUAUUGGUGAUGCGGGUUGUUGAUUUGGAAGUGCUUAUCGCUGUCAUUGUUUCUUCGCAACUAGUUGAUUGGGCGAUUGUAUUUGGUUUAUUUACAGAUGUUUUUGACUAGUUCAUUCGGGACAUGUCGUGCCUUAGUGGUACUUCUGGUUACAGAAUUGACACGUGUGGGUCUGCUCCGGCUGUGUGAUCAGCGUUGUUUGCUUAUAGGUUACGCCAUACCUCGGUGAUUUGGACUCGAUAGUAAAAUAUUCUCACAAUUCGAACGCCGUUGAGAAUACUGGUAAAAAAAAUUCUCCAAGUGUUAUUCGUAACAGGUGCCUCUUCUUCGUAUCGCGCCAUAAUUCGUUUGAUGUAAUCGUUUUAGUGUGCUGUGCUAGAUCAUGUAUACGAACAUCCACCAUAUCAUUGUCCACAUACAAAGGAUCUUGUUUCUGAUGUUAUUGCAUGCGACAUUAUGUUACAUGUUGUUCUUCGCAAUGAAUUUUUCUGCCUGGACUAAACUUCUAAACGCAAUCAACAUCACCUCCUGAACUGUGGGUUUAACACGAAUUGCCUUAAAGUAAAUUGAAAUUAUGUUAGCAAAAUGGUCAAAAAGUCCCGAAGAUAUCCAUUAAUAUCCAAAAAAUAUUUCUGAACUAAAAAUUACUAAUAUUUUUGCCUUUUUCAAUAGAAAGGUAUUGUAAUUGCUCUUAUUAACGGAAGCCCGAAGGGCUGAGUGAAAUAUACCAUUCGAUUCCGUUCGUCGAGUACGGCAAAUGUUUGUGUGUGUAUGUAUGUGCGUGAAUCCUUUUUAUAGUAAGGUUUAAAAAGUUUCAAAAGCCUGGCCUGUAGUUUAUUGGCACUCUAUGGGACUCACGUUUACUUUCGUGCCUAACCACUAAAAACAUUCCUUACUUUCUACGCCCUUCUUUCCUAUGGAACUACGUCAAGGUUUUACUUCUGCUCUAUCUCGGAACCUUAUUUGGUCCAUGAAAUGGCUCGACCUUUGAGCUUUGACUUAACUCUCGAUUCUUCUCUUCCGGGUGGAGCGUAGCUUCCGGCUCACUGGUGCCCUAACGGCCCACUACUACUAUUCGACGCGGUCUGCUCGGUCUAAUCCCCCGCAGUGGAUCUAGCCCGCUCACGAGCUGCCCGGUAGAGUGCCUAGGUUAAUCCAGCGAUUCCGGUAACACCUGACGUCCGGUUCGCUGGCGCACAGACAACCCGAACCCGUUGCUGUGUCGCGUACUACUCAACUGGUUCCCGACGACGGACCCAGUCUACACUGUUGGAGAGUUCCCUGGCAGCUGAAUUUGUUCCGAAACCCGAUUUGUGGUCACACGGCGGCGUUCUAGCCAAUGGCGCUACUUUGUUGGUCCCUUCGCUACUUCCUCUGCAACUCGGAGAGUACUCUGUUGACAGCGUCCCAGAAAUGUUCGUCGUGGCACAUCUCUUCGAUGAUAUUGCCCACUGUUAUACCAGGCGUACCACUUCAGACUUCUUCGAACCUAGGGCAUUCGAAGACCACGUGUUCCUGUGUCUCUUGCACGUUCACACACUCCGGGCAAAGGGGUGAGGAAGCGUGUCCAAACCGAUGCAGGUACUUCCGGAAGCAUCCGCGCCCGGACAAAAACUGCGUCAAAUGGAAGUUCACCUCUCCAUGCUUCCUAUGUGCCCAAGCAGACACAUUUGCCAUGAGUCGGCUUCUCCUCCUGCUCCUCUGUGAUUCGGCAUGAUCUUUGCCAAUGCGUUAGUUGUCCUCGCAGCCUUCUCACAUACAUAGUGGACAUGGCUGUUGUGAAUUAACCGAUCGUCGACCAUCACACCCAGGUGCUUGAGCGCACGCAUCGAUGGAAUGGAUUGUCCUCCGACGCUGAUCUCGACACGCUGUAUUUUUUACAGUUGCUGACCAGCACUACCUUGGUCUUAUGAUGAACCAGCUGCAACUUGACGCUAGCCAUCCAGGUUUACACGAUGCCUAUUUUCUCUGCCGUCAACACCUCCACCUCCUCAAGGGUCUCGUCCGUUAUCGUCAGGACAACAUCAUCUAUAAAGUCGACGAUCUCCACUCUACUGGGCAGUUCCAGUGUUAACACUCCGUUGUACAUUAUAUUCCGAGGCGUCGAGCCGAGUAUGGAGCCCUGAGCUACUCCCGCCGUGAGCCUAAUCGACCUCUUUCCCAUGUUCGUUUCGUAGACCAGUAUUCGGUUCUGGAAAUAACUUAAGUGCUACGGCGAUCGCCCCCAGCUAGUACUGUUGAACACGUUCUUCACGUUGAUCGUAACCACGGCGCAGUAGCGAUUACCCCUUCUCUUUUGCUUUAAUGCUUUCUCCGCGCUCGCGAUGACUGUGCGGAUGGCGUCCAACGUCGAUAUUCCUUAAGGCAUUGCAAAAAAUGUUUUUUGAAUUCUCGAAGCCCCCCCUCUCAGAUUGUGACAAAUGUCAAAGUAAAGUCGGAUGCCAAAUUUCACAUCAUUUGGACAAUUCUAGACUCCCGCUCACUUCGCUUGAAAGUUUUUAAAAUUGGUACUAUGCGAAAAUAUGGAGGAAAAUAUAUUAAAUGCUAUAACUUUUGAAGUAGCAAUCAGAAAAUUACAAUUUAUACCUCUUUGGCCCCAAAAUCCCCUAUUUUUUCUGCUGUGUGCUGCAAAUCAUACAUAUUUUGUAGUUUUUCUAAUGUGAAAAAAUCUCAGAAAACGAUCGGAGCCUUUUUGACCUUUGUCCGAAUACGAGAAGUUGGGGUUAUAGGGCCUUUUGUCAUUCAUAUUAAAUUUCAUCAUUUUCUUGUGCAUAUAUCUCUAUUAUUCUUCACUCAAUUUUAAUAAUCUACCCAAGUAGCAAUUGGAACUUGUUGAAAGUUUUAAAUGUUGCACAACUGCUAUACAAUAUUUUUUAUUGUUGGAUAUAUUUGAAAAUAAUUUUCACGGGUUUUAAACUGAUUGUGCAACUAUGUAGCUAUAGAGCUGGCCAAUGGUGUUAAGUUGUGAAACUAAUCAGAACGUGUGCUAACUUGCACAGACACUCUAACAAGUUGCAAAUGCCUCUUUGUUUGCCAGUCCUCUCUAAAACAGAACUGUCCAACUACCCAGUGCUCGACAAAUGGCACAACUAUUGUUUUCAUUAUUUUGCUGCAAUUAGGAACAUGUUGCACAACAUACAAACAAAGUGCGCUUUUUCCAUGACAUAGUUGUUACCAAGAGAGUUACAAAUACUAUACAGUAACAAAGUGUGCUACUUAGGUAUACUUUGUUUAACGUGGAAAAUCCUUAGGAUCAUAACAAAAAUAGAUUAGUUAAAAUUCAGGAACAUCAAUUUAUCUGACCUAUAGUGCCGAUUUCACAUUUUUAUCAUAAAAUCGCACAUAUUAACUCCAUUUAACAACAAAAUUCUUAUUUCAUUUACAACUUUUACUGUGAAAUACGUUUAGGGAUCACAUGAGAAAUGUUUCAUUCCUGGAAAAAUAGGGGAAGUUAAGGUAUUAGGAUAAUUAAUGAAAAAAUGAGAUUUGUAGAGUUAAUAUCAAAAAGUUUGAUGUUUCCGAAUUUUACCUCUAACGUUUCUAUUUUUGUUUUAUUCCUCAGAAUUUUCCACGUUCAACAAGUUACAUUUUAUGAAAAUUGAUUGAAGAUGCAAUAUGCACGAGAAAAUUGUAAAAUUUUAUAUAAUUGACAAAAAGUCCUAUAACCCCAACUUCUCGUAUUCGGACAAGGGUCAAAAGGAUUCCGUUAGAUUUCUGAGAUUUUUUCACAUUAGAAAAACUGCAAAAAUAUGUAUGAUAUCUUGGAGCAGAAAAACUAUUGAAAAUAGGGGAUCUUGGUACCAAAAUGACCCACUACCCCACUUUCCCCUUUUUUUCAGAAACAAAAAUAUCUCCAUUCAAAUACUAAGAUUAUUUUCUUUAAAAUGAGGUAUAAAUUGUAAUUUUCUGAGUACCACUUCAAAAGUUAUUGCAUUUAAUAUAUUUUUCCUCCAUAUUUUCCCAUAGCGCCAUUUUCAAAAAAUUCAAGCGAAGUAGGCGGGAGUCUAGAAUUGUCCAAAUGAUAUGAAAUUUGGCAUCUGAGCUUACUUUGACAUUUCUCACAAUAUGAGAGGGGGCCUUUGAGAAUUAAAAAAAAUUGCAGUACCCUAAUAUACCUUUCCGGAACCCGAACUGCCUCUACGUCAGUCCAUUCACGCAUUCAGUGUAGGACGUUAGUCUGUUGAGGAUGACCCUUUCCAGGAGCUUACCGAUAGUAUCCAGCAGGCAUAUAUGAUGCUGGAUCUCCUGUUGGUUUCUCUGGUUUUGGCAGCAACACCAGCUUCUGGGUCAUCCAUCUAUCGGGGAACUAGCCAUCGUCCAGGUAUUUUUGUAGGACUAUCCUGAACAUGUCAGGAAACGCCAGGAUCGCAGUCUUCAGUACCACAUUGGGGAUACCAUCCAGUCCGGGAGCUUUCUGCGCUUUCAGCCCUUUUGCUACUAUUAGGAGUUCGUCGUUGAAAACUUGAUUGUCACCAGCAUUUGCUAUGCGGUUAGGUUGUGCUUCGAGAAAAGGCCCUCCACGAUAAUUUUUAGCUUAUCGGCGCACAUUUCGACUGGCGUCAUUGGACCCUUGAUCCUGGCCAAAACGAUACGGUAAGCAUUGCCCCAGCGGUUAGCGUCUACUUCUCUGCACAGCUCCCUGUAGCAGGUGGACUUGCUUAGCACUAUCUCGCGUUUAAAAAAGGCUCUGGCCGCCCGGAAUGUUAUCUUACACUCUUCUCUGACUGCCUCAGAUCUCGCUCUUUGAACGCGAAGCCUGGAGGAUGCCUAGCCUUUCGUUCCACCAGUACGCCGGAAACCGAUAGUUCCUCGGCUCCAUUUUCCUCGGCAUUGUUACAUCGCAUGCCCUAGCUACUGUUUCCGACAGCUCAUCGGCAUUCGGAAUUGGAGUGACGCUGUCAGUACGAAGUGCUUCCACAAAAAGGUCCUUGUCGAAGUCCUUUAUUUUACACUUCCGCUCGCCAGUCCUCACUCUCGGCGUUACCGUACAAUUUCUCCGACCAUUGAUGUAGUCUAUCGCUUGGUGGUCACACUGUGUGUACUGCUCACUAACUCCCCAAUUCAUGUUAUCCAUCAGCAACGCGCUGCAAAAUGUUACGUCGAUGAUAGAUUCCCGGCAGUCUUUACGGAAUAUGCUAGCGGAACAUUCAUUGCACAGCUAUACGUCCAGCUUCGCCAGUGCUUCCAAUAGGCUGUAACCUCUUGCGUUGGUCAGCCCGCUACCCCACUCCACAGCCCAAGCGUUAAAAUCUCCUCCUAUAAUAACCGGCGUUCGCCCGACUAACGAGUCGAUUAAUGAGUCCAGCAUCCGGUUGUACUGCUCUGGUAUCUACCGUGGAGGAGCAUAACAGCUACACACGAAUACGCCGUUGAUGCUGGCGAUCACGAAACCUUCGUGUGUGCUAUCCACCAUCACUUGAACAGGGAAACCGCCCAUCACUUGGAUUGCCGCCGCACCUGCACUAUUCACCACCCAGAUAUCGUUAUCGGGAGGGACACGAUACGGCUCUGCAAUAAAUGCAACGUCGCACUCCGUUUCUGUUGUUGACUGCCACAACAGUUGAUUUGCAAUGUCACAAUGAUUGAGAUGAGGCUGGGGUAUCUCCAUCAUCAUUGGCCUGCCUCCGCCUUUUUGUACUCUGGGCAUAAGAAGGCUCCCGUUAUGAGGUCUUUUCCGCCCUAAUUCGUACAGCGAAAGCACUUUAGUUGCUUUGUGCACUCUCUAGCAAUGUGUCCCUUCUCCCCACAUUUUCACAAUGCGCCAUUUCUUGGCUUGUUCUAUUAAACAGCCAAACCGAAAAAGGAAGAAGAAGACAUCAGCAUAUAGAUAAACGUUACACUAAACGAUUUUAUAAAUAAAUGCACACCAAUGCAAUACCCCAGUGUAUAAUUUAGUUAUUUUAUUUCGUAUUUUCGAAGAAUUUCCGUUUGUUGUUUUUUUGUGGACUCUAUCGUGAUUUCAUCAUUCAGUUACACUACACCAGCUUUUUCACUUGAAAUUCUAUAAAUUGUGUGCCUUUUCUAGUUUUCGAUAACAUAGCCAGCUUUCCACUGAAUACUUUAAACAUUAGAUGAAAAUACUAGAUAAAACCACACACCCACACCAUGUUGUACAAGAGAUUUAGUGAAAACCAUGCCGUAGCCAUUCAUCACUGUAGUGAAUAUUUACCCUAUUGUGAAAGCAAAAUCCUAAAAACACUACAGUAUAACUAAUAGAUACAAAUGCAGAUUUCUGACCCAUGUUCAAACAAAUAAUAACAAAUAUCCUUCACGGGACCCAAACGAUGAAAAGUACAUAUAAACUACCAAUUUUGCCAACAAUAUCGAAAGAACUAGUCGAAAACUGUUUGUCGUUUUUGUAGAAAUCAACUGAAAAUCAAAGUUUUUAAAACAUUGUGAUUGGAGGCAAGUGUAUUUGAAAUAUUUUCGUUCUUUUAUAUAGAUGUAUAUUGUACACAUUUUGAUGACAUUUUGAGCUGUAAUUUUUUCAUGUUUUAACUACAAGAAAUGCAAUGAUGAUUUAAGAAACCAGAACAAAUGCAACAACAGCAAUGAUGACUACAACUAUUUCAAAAACCGACGAGUUUUCUUGAAUUUCUGGAACUAGAGGUUUGAAUUGAUAGAUCAAUUUUCAUACUGAUUGUGAAAUCCUGACGGUUGACGUUUAUUGAUUUCUUUUACUAUCGCAGAUAACAGGCGUUUAGGUUUAACAAAAUUUAUUUAAAUAUCUGAUUAAAUAUUGAAAUCGAUGUGUGUUGGAAAUUCAAGUCUGGUUCUCAACCUUAUUUGCACAGCGGACCACUUCGAAGUUACCCUGAAUUGUCGGGGACCCCUUCGAAAUCACCCACGGCUUAACAUCGAUUUCGUGUGCUGUCAAUAUAUUAUUUUCAGCCAGUUACAAACAAAUUGAAAUUUUAAUGUCUAUCCAGAAAAGAUAUUCUUCUUCGCGGACCCCCAGCAACGGCUUACAGGCCCCUGGAGUCCGCAGACCCCAGGUUGAUCGUUGGUGUCGAGAAACAUUGGUAGUUUGAUAUUAUGUACUGCAUAUUUAAAACUUGACUAAAAACCAAAAAAAAAAUCAUUCAACAACAUGAACAACACACUUUUAAUCUUGAAUCAUGCUCGAUCAAACGGAUACAGAAGGGAAGGGCAAGAUGGAAGUGUUUCUAAUACAAACACAAGUUAGAAUGCCGUCAAAUUGCAUAUCACAACAUCCCAGUACGUCCGGUCGGAAAAUAAACCGGCACUCCAACUGGCUCAAAUCAGAAUUUCUGCCCCAGCAACAAAUUCGAUUCUAAUUAGAAUUUAAAAUGGAUUUAUUGGGAUUGUGAUGUGCCGAAAGAAACCAAAAUUGAGUGGUUGCUUUUGUUCUCCUUGUUUUUGCACAUCUUUACAAAUACUACAUGUCGAUUUUUUCCACGCCAGUUGCCCAUCUUCCUCAAUUUUGAAAUGAUAAUUUUGUGCCUCUUUUUCUCAAUCGUUAAAACAUCUUUUUUUUGGAAUUUUUCCAGAAUAAGUUUCUUUAUUGAUAGAAUGUGAUCUAAAAAUGACGAUUUGUUUGCAAUUUGCGAGUAAUGCAUUAAUGGACAAGCAAAAUUUGUAACCCAUAGCUGUCCAUCUUUAACAACUUUUCUCGACAGAUUUUUAUGUUGAUAAUACCGUAAGAAAACACGAAGUAUUUCUGUAGGUAGGUUUGAGAUAACUUUAUUUGAUUCUUGUUCGUCAAGUUAUAUAAUGCUAACAUAGUUCGAUAUCGAUUGAUAUUUCAUGCACUGUUUAUCACAGUCCCUUAUUGACUGCCAUACCCUGUCAUACCCUCUGCCUAUAGUAAACAACACAUCCAUGCGCGGCGUCCAUAUGCAAAAGCUCAAGUUACCCACUUGAAGCUUUUGUCACAUGACGUUCUGUCAGAUGACAUCUCAGAGCUUUUUAUAGCACGUUCCAUAUGACAGUUCUUACUGUCAACUGCCGUCCCGUGAAUGGCAAAUUGUUUAUAUAGAAAGAAUAUUUCGUACGUAUAUCACUGCGAAAUAUUCUUUUUCAACACUUCCCCACAAUUUGCACAUUCAAUACACCGAAUAACUUUCUGUGUAUAUUUUUAGGUAACCCCUUAGUGAAGGCAUCUGCAGGUUGAUCGACACUUGGGAUGAACUGUAGUUUUACUUUACCAUUUUUGAUGAGAUCCCGGAUGAAAAGGUAUUUGAUAUCCAAGUGUUUCAUCCGUUGAUGUGAUCUUGGCUCCUGUGCUAUGUUGAUACAUGGGAUGCUAUCUUCCAUUAUGAUGAAUGGUGUUAUGUUUACAUCCAAUUCAUUGAGAAGUUGUGUUAACCACACUCCUUCUUUCGUAGCAGCGCAAAGUGCUAUCAGUUCUGCUUCACUUGUUGAUAAGCUUACAGUCGGUUGUCGUUUCGUUGACCACGAAAUAAGAUUACCGUAUAGUAGAAAUGCGUAUCCUGAAACUGAUUUCCUAUCAUCAGGAUCAUUUGCAAAAUCUGCAUCGGCAAAUCCUACUAAAGCUGGAUAUUCGCUAUUUGAUGAAUAAAUUAUUUUUGUGUUGCUCGUUCCCCUCAAAUAUCGCAAUAUUCGUUUUAAUCCUGACCAGUGCCAAUCGGUGGCGCAGUUAGCAUAUUUGCUUAGGGUGUUUACCGCAGAGCAAAUAUCAGGUCUAGAAGUUAGUGAAAGAUAUUGUAGGCAUCCCAGCAGUUCUCUGUAUGGCUCUUCAGUGAUUUUUGCCUCAGAUUUUGACCAUUUCGUGUUGAUAUCCAAUGGUGUCCCCACUGGUUUACAAUCAGCCAUCCCAAAUCUACUAAGAAGUUUCUCCACGUAUAUUGUUUGAGAAAUUUCAAUAGUCUGGCUUUCCAAAUCACGAUUUAUCUCCAUUCCCAGGAAGUGCUUAAUCUCUAACAUGUCUUUCAUUUGGAAUAACCUUCCAAGUUUCUUUUUAAUCCACGUAAUUGCUUCGAUGUUUUUGGCAAGUAGUAAAAUGUCGUCUACAUAUAGUAUUACUAUGAUGCCUCUAGAUUUUGACUUAUAGAUGCAGUUGUCAUUUUUGAGAGGGACAAAACCUAGUGUUUUCAUUGCAUCAUCAAAAUGUUUAUUCCAAGAUCUGCUUGCCUGUUUCAAUCCAUACAAACAUUUGUGUAGACGAACAGUUUGUCUUUGCCCAUUUACGUUUGGUGGAAGUUUCAUGUAUAUUUCUUCUUCUAACUUCCCAUGUAGAAAUGCAGUUUUGACAUCCAUUUGAUGUACUAACAAUUUACGCUCGUUAGCAAGGGCUAGUGCUAACCGAACACUCUCUAGUUUGGCGACUGGUGCAAAUGUUUCACAGUAAUCGAAUCCAGGACGCUGUGAACACCCUUUUGCCACUAAUCGUGCUUUAUAUCUUCCAUCUUCUUUCAUUGAGAAAACCCAUUUUGAGUUAAUUGGUUUAACUCCUUUUGGCAAACAGUUAACCACUGCACAGUGGGACGAGCCCGGACUUAAGUCCGUAUAUGAAGGUUAUGCGAUAUUCCCACUAGUGUUUUGCUCGUAUCAGCUGAGCCAUCAGAGACAUUUUCGCGAGAUUUUAGGUGAUUUGAACGUAAAAUGGAUUUUUGACAGCUUUUUGAAGGUCAUAACUCAAGUGUUUUUUGCAUUAUUUGACCAUAGGAACUACAUACGAUUAUUUUCAUUUUUCAAAAAAACGGUUGAUUUUAUGCAUUGCAUUACUUCACCAAAAUUAUCCGUGUGAUAAAAUUACAUCGUAAAAUCGCCAAAAAUUAGUCACUAGUUGGUUUAGUUAGUGUUUAGAUAACUGUUUGUCAUGAUUUUUUAUUGAAUUCGAACUUCUAAUGCGAUAACAACAACGACGCCCGUGAAUGCCCGCGAUCACACUAUACUCAUUCGAAAGCUUUUAAUUUUCUCUUUAAAAUGAGUCUAUGCUAGUUUUGCGAAAACUUGCGAUAAGCAAUCAAAAUUUAAAAAAACUGUCAAUGGAGACGCAUGAUUAUUAGUGAUAUUGAAUUUGAAUAAUCACUUUAUAGCUAGAAUAAUGACAUUAAUACAUACACAACUUUCAAAUAGCAUUGAGAGCAUGAUCUACAAGGGUUAUUCUAGUGAUCAAGAAUAAGAAACCGAUUGGGAAGUUUGGUUUUUAGGUGGUAAAGGUAUUAAGAAUGUUUAAAAAUCAGUAAAUAUUCUCAACCAUCUGAAAUAUGUCAAAAUGUUUCUGGAACUAUUUUUGCUAACUUAUGCAAUAACUGUCAAAUUGAGUGAACACAGUUGAGUUCUAGUUAUUUGGUGAGACUAUUUUGAUCCGAGUUUGCAUAGCACUGAUAUAGCUUAAGGGUAUGCGAUAUUAUCCAUGUAAAAUAAGACCAUUUUUAAUUUUUACGCGAAAAAAGGGGUUUGGAUUUUUUAUUUAAGAUAUGAAAUAAGCAAUCUAAGUAACUUAAAACACACCUGUGAAAAAAAAUCUUGUUGAUUAGUGAAUGUAAAUCAACAUUCCACUAAGACGCUCAAAAUGUUUGUUUUGGAAAUGAAUGAAAAUGUAGUUUUCAUGUCAAGUAACCCAAUAAUGAAUUAAACGUCCCAAAAUUAGUCUAACACAUCUUAUUUGAUCCUUAAAAACAAAAUAGUCAUUUCUAAAACCCCAUAAUGAGAUGACAAUCAAUUCGUUUCAAUGUGGAAAAUAAAUUUCAAAUUUACUAUUGAAAAAAAUCAUUACAAAAGACAAUAUAUUUACUUUUGAGCCACUCUAAUAAGUAGUAAAGUUAGUUUCUAUUUUCAUAACCAAAAUAGCGCACAAAAAUUUCUUUAAAAAAAUUUUGAACCUUCACAACAAAAUAAUUAUUUUUGAGCCACCCUAAUGUAUAAUGAAUUUUUUUACAAGUGUUCAUAUAAAAAACGAUUUAGCACACGAAAAUUAACAUACACAAAUUUUAAGAACGAUUUCGAAAAAAAAAAUUUUUGGGCACCCUAAUGAAUGGUAAAUGUUUAUUUUUAAAAUGUUUUAAUAUCAAAAACGAAUCCAGCGCACCAAAAUUACAUAAAAACGUCCUAUUUGAACCGAUGCGGUAAAGUUUGGACUUUAGUCCACCUUUUGUUCUAAGUCGUGCCACUGUGCACUGUCCAAGUGCCAUUUUGAUGUAAUGCAUCAAACUCUUCUUGAAUAGCAUGCUUCCAUUCUUGCCAAUCAGAAACUUUCCUCAAUUCCUCAAUAGUUUGCGGAAUCUCUUCGUUGAAAAUCAUUGCUGUUUUUGCUGUAUAAUCGGAAUACCAACCCGGUAUCUUUCUCUCCCUCUUGCUUCGACGCAAUGAUUGACCAUCAUCGACGUCCUCUCUUUCGUCUGUUGGAUUUUCAUUUGUACUUUCAUAGUCAGUUUCGCCAACUGAUUCUUCAAGUGAAUCUAGAUUAUCUUGCUCUGUUUCGAUGAGUGUGCAUUCUUCAUGCUGUUCUUCAUCAGAAGGAAGGAUAGCAUCAUCCUCGUCUUCGUUCUGUUCUCCUUGGUUUAAGCGUGUACAUCUAAUUAAAUCUUGACCAGAUGAUUCUACGAAAUCCAUGUUUGUGUGGUCAAUAUCUUGAUUGGCUCUGGUAGAUUCAUUGAAUACUACAUUUCUGCCAAUAUAAUAUAAUGCUUCUCCCCACAUAUCUUUCGCUAAUCCACUUUCGUAAAGCAAAGUUCUGACCUUUUCCAUUAAAGAUCUGUUCAUACGUUCACUUACACCAUUUUGCUGCGGUGUGUAUGGAACAGUGAACGUCAUUCUAACACCAUUUCUUUUGCAAUGAGCUUGAAAUUCGUUACUUGUAUAUUCCCCUCCAUUAUCACACCUUAGCAUUGAAAUACGUCUUUCGAAGAAUGCUGUCGCCAUUGCUUCGAAUUCUUUAAAUUUCUCGAAAACCUCCGAUUUCUGUUUCAUGAGGUAAACCACGAGAAAGUGCGUAUAAUCAUCUAUAAAGGUUACAAAGUAACGAUAGCCAUCAUAGGUUUCCUGCUCCAUGCUUCCACAAACAUCCGAAUGUAUGAGUUCCAGUGGUCGUUUUGAUCUUGGCAGCUGCAAGUGUUUAAAUUUGGAUGCAGCCUGCUUCCCCGCCAUACAACCAUCACAUACAUUUGUUUCACUAAUAUUUCCAGAAGUUAGAUUGAUACCCUCAACCAUUCCCUUCUUAAUUAGUUUCUCCAAACUCGUAUCACUGAUAUGGCCAAGUCUUUUAUGCCAUGUUUCCAAACUCACCUUCUUUCCGAACAAUGCUAAGUUUGUUCCAUCUUCCGCCGACUUUUCUUCCCGAAAUAGAUCAAGGUGGAAUAAACCAUCAACGAAGAUUCCUGAAGCAAUUACUUCAUCUUCAAAUUCAAAGAUAACCUCUUCAUCCGUAAAAGUAACCCUUUUACCAUUUUUGCUAACCCUUCUAACCGAAAGGAGAUUUUCUUCAAGACCCGGAGUAAAAAGAACGUUGUACAAUUUCAAUUCUUUUAUUGUAUUGUUACCCACAACACUCUUUAAUCGCAUUUUUCCAACUUUUGUUGCCCGUAAAUUCUGGCCCGCUUUCGCCGUCGAAAUGGUGAUUGGCUUCUCUAAUUCUUGGACAUCUUCCAGCAGCUUCUCGUCAUUAACCAUAUGAUCGCUUGCUCCUGAGUCAAUUACGAAUCUGACUCUCCUACCACGAUCCGCUUUGGUCAUCAUUGCAAAGCUCUUUUUAGGCUCCAUCUUUUGCUGCUUCUUGAACUUAUCUUUCUCCUUCGCGUUAAACUUUUUCAUUAGUGGGCAUUUAUUUUUAAAAUGCCCAGUUUCGUUGCAACCGAAGCAUCGGGUUACCUCUCUCCUUGGCUUGUACUUUGAAGACAGCGCAACGUUUUUCGUUUCUGUCUGCUUCUCUUCCCCAGCUUCAGCAUCAAUAAACAUUCGUUUGAUCUCCAUGAUCGGCUUGGCACACAGUUCUUCAUUCGUCAGUACCAUCAGAGCGCCUUUGACGUGUCGGUACUUGUCUGGCAUGGAGAUCAGUAGAGCAUGAACUUUUUCCGAUGCUGUCAUUUUUGAACCCAUACGAUCUAGCUCGCGAAUAAUCAGAUCGUACUCAUCAAAAAUCAUGGACAAUUUGUCGUGAUGUCUUUGUUUGAUGGUAUACAACCGGUCCCGCAUAUUAACCAUAGCGGCUGUACCGCCCUUUUGGUACGUUCUGACCAGAGUAUCCAUGGCUUCUUUCGCAUAGUUGAGCCCAAUGAGUUUAUUCAAAACAUCAUUGUUGACCAUCAUGACAAUCUCGUCCAAUGCUUCGACGUCGUCAUCAAGCCGUUUUCUGAGCUUAGCCUUCCUGGCUGUUUCUAGCUCUUCCGAGGCACCUACUACUGGUUCGUAGAAGUCCUCUUCUUCGGGCGUUCGUAGCAACGUGUGCUGGAGUUUCAUCUUUAUAAGAUGAUGUUCCAUUCGCCAUUUCCAGGCUGGGAACCGCAACUCCGAACCGUCGAAUAUCGAUUCGCGGUUGACGCUACCGAAGUAUGCCGUCGUCGGCACGGUGCGCUCGAGAGUUCCCCUCUCGUAGCCACCACCUCUUCUGUCCUCGAGAGUAACCCUCUCGGCAGAUCCUCCAGCUUGCUGCUGGGUUGCCAUCCUCUCGGCAGAUCCUCCAGCUUGCUGCUGGGUCGCCAUCCUCUGCUUGCUCCCGAAACGCUGGUGCUCGCUGGAUGCCGUUUCUUCCCGAAACGCUGGUCCUCGCCGGAUGUCGCUUCUGUCCGAAACGAUGGUUCUCGCUGGCCGUUUCUACCCGAAACGCUGGUCCUCGCCGGAUGCCGUUUCUGCCCGAAACGCUGGUCGUCGCUGGAUGCCGCUGCUACCGGAACGAUGGUUCUCGCCGGCCGUUUCUACCCGAAACGUGUAUCUUCCAAAACAACUAUUUUACAAUAGUCCAGGUGGCUAGUUCCAGUUAACUACUGGGCCCAUAACCUGUUGAUAAUACCGUAAGAAAACACGAAGUAUUUCUGUAGGUAGGUUUGAGAUAACUUUAUUUGAUUCUUGUUCGUCAAGUUAUAUAAUGCUAACAUAGUUCGAUAUCGAUUGAUAUUUCAUGCACUGUUUAUCACAGUCCCUUAUUGACUGCCGUACCCUGUCAUACCCUCUGCCUAUAGUAAACAACACAUCCAUGCGCGGCGUCCAUAUGCAAAAGCUCAAGUUACCCACUUGAAGCUUUUGUCACAUGACGUUCUGUCAGAUGACAUCUCAGAGCUUUUUAUAGCACGUUCCAUAUGACAGUUCUUACUGUCAACUGCCGUCCCGUGAAUGGCAAAUUGUUUAUAUACAAAGAAUAUUUCGUACGUAUAUCACUGCGAAAUAUUCUUUUUCAACAUUUUACACACUCUUUGAACCCUAACGUCUGUUAUCUGUGGUUUAGCUAAAUAAGUGUGCAAAAUGAGUAAUAGUUCAUCUCGGAACUGUUAGGAUGUAUUUUACCUCCGGUAUUUGAUAAUGUCACAUUGAAUCUGGUAGGCGCUUUGUUGGCACAUACAAUAUCCCAUCUGAGUCGAACAAAUUAACUGAAAGAAAUCAACGAUGAUAGAAUUAAACUCAAAGAGGAAACCAGUACCGUAAGUGUCUACUAUAGGUGUAAAAUUUGUUAAACGAUGUUACAGACAAACUAAACGAAGCUCGCAUUCGUUGAAGAUACGGAAGAUGCAAGUUCCAUUACAACUUUGUUGUUAAUACGAAUGCACCAAACCACGGUGCAAAUAACCGAUAACUUUGUUAAGCAAUACCAUUUGGACUUUGAAUCUUAAAGCAGCCUGUCAUCACUAGAUCUCUCAAUUGAGGGGUACGAAAUGCUUAACCAAGCCACCUUGAAAAUUAGAUAAAAAAUAAUGCCACAAACUGAUUCUAACGUUGAACUUCCUGUUACUGAAAACAAAAUUGUUGUAUAGUUUUUAGAUGUAGAUAAUUAUUGAAACUGUACUCGAGUGCAAACAACGGAAUUAACUAUGGAAACGAACAAAUUUCAAUACUACCUACCUAAAUGAAAAUUAAUAUUGUUAGAAAGAGAUAACAUAGUGCAGACGUUGAAUGUGAUAGGUUUUGCCGUAGAAACUGCAAGAAUAGGCUUAGGACGUUUGGAAAGGUUUUGCAGAAACAAGCACGAAAGAACCAGAGAAAUGUUCAAUAGAUCAAUUUUUAUAAGUGUAGGCAACAGAAUCAAAUUUCUAUAUGUAAACUUUGACAAUUGAGGAUCGACUAAAACUCAGAAAUUGUGUUGAAAACAACUGUAAUGUAUAGUGGAUUGUGUCAGAAUAUCAAACGACAAACCGAUCAAAAUAAACUUACUCCUUCUACAUGGUUAGAAUGUU